Syngnathus acus (greater pipefish) is the source of this 1918-nucleotide messenger RNA. RefSeq names its product matrilin 1 (gene matn1). Gene Ontology annotation, molecular function: calcium ion binding. The record is from RefSeq and is a predicted model, not a curated record. Lineage: Eukaryota; Metazoa; Chordata; Actinopteri; Syngnathiformes; Syngnathidae.
CACUUGCAUUGAUAACCUGCAGCUCUGAGUCCCUGAGUCUCACUCUGACUGUGGCGAGGAACUCCCCGGGUGUGUACGUCCGUCCGUCUGUCUUGACUCAAACGUCCUGUUGCCUUCGCUUGCCGCCAUGACGCCGCCGCUACUCCUGGCGCUCAUGCUGGCGCUGACGGGCGCGCAGGCCACCGUGGACCUCCGCACGGCCGCCGCCAUGGCGGCGGGGCUUUGCAAGACGCGCCCCACCGACCUGGUGUUCAUCGUGGACAGCAGCCGCAGCGUGCGCCCCUCUGAGUUCGAACAGGUCAAAGUCUUCCUGGCCAAGGUCAUCGAGGGCCUGGACGUGGGGCCCAACGCCACCCGAGUGGGCGUGGUCAACUACGCCAGCCGUGUCAAGAACGAGGUGUCACUGAAGACGCACCGCACCAAGGCGGCGCUGAUCAAAGCGGUGACCAAAGUGGAGCCACUGUCCACGGGCACCAUGACGGGCCUGGCCAUCCAGUUUGCCCUCAACGUGGCCUUCAGCGAGAACGAGGGUGCUCGCGCCAAGUCCCCUGACAUCAGCAAGGUGGCCAUCAUCGUGACGGACGGCCGCCCCCAGGACAACGUGAAAGACGUGGCCCAGCGCGCACGCGACGCCGGCAUCGAGAUCUUCGCCAUCGGCGUGGGCCGCGUGGAUAUGAGCACGCUGAAGCAGAUGGCCAGUGAGCCGCUGGACGAGCACGUGGACUACGUGGAGAGCUACAGCGUCAUCGAGAAGCUCACCAAGAAGUUCCAGGAGGCUUUCUGUGUGUCGGACCUGUGCGCCACCGGGGACCACGACUGCCACCAGGUAUGCAUCAGCUCACCCGGCUCCUACAAGUGCGCCUGCAAAGAAGGUUUUACCCUGAUGGAUGAUGGCCGCAGCUGCAGUGCGUGCAGCAACUCGGCGACGGACGUGGUCUUCCUGAUCGACGGCUCCAAGAGCGUGCGUCCCGAGAACUUUGAACUGGUCAAGAAGUGGAUCAACCAGAUCGUGGACAAGCUGGACGUGUCAGACAGCAAAGCGCACGUCGGCCUGGUGCAGUACUCCAGCCUGGUCCGGCAGGAGUUCCCGCUUGGGCGCCACAACAACAAGAAAGACCUGAAGGAGGCAGUGAAAAAGAUGGCCUACAUGGAGAGGGGAACCAUGACCGGCCAGGCCUUGCGUUACCUGACGGACAAGAGCUUCAGCGUGGGCCACGGCGCCCGGCCCGGCGUCUCCAAGGUGGGUAUCGUCUUCACUGAUGGACGCAGCCAGGACUACAUCGGCGACGCCGCCAAGAAGGCCAAGGAGAUGGGCUUCAAGAUGUAUGCGGUGGGCGUGGGCAACCGGGUGGAGGAUGAGCUGAAGGAGAUCGCCUCAGAGCCCAAGGGCGAGCACUACUUCUACACGGCUGACUUCAAGGCCAUGACGCAGAUCGCCAAGAAGCUGCAGAUUAACAUCUGUCAAGAGGAGGACCCGUGCGAGUGUGACUCCCUGGUGAAAUUCCAGAAGAAAGUAGAAGAAGCCCUCCAGGCACUAACAAAGAAAAUAGAGAAUAUGUCCAAGAGGAUCGCUCUGCUGGAGAACAAAAUCGUCUGAGGACUCGCAUCACGCCAUCCUUCAAAAACCCGCAGACCACCUCUCACUCCUCCUCCACCACCCUCAGCCUCCUGGGACACAAAAAGCAUCGGUUGCCAUGGAGACUGUGCCUUUGUUAAUACAAGUCUUCCCUCAUAGGGAAACACUGAUAGUACCCCCUAAAAAAAAGUGUCGCCUUCAAUCGUUUGUCAUUUUUUUGUCUGUCCUAUUCCUACUUCUCUUCUUGUAUAUAAAAUACAAGAAAAUGAAUAUAAAGAUUUGUACAAUAAGGGUACAACCAUGGUGUUUAUUUUCCUAAAUAAAGGUGAUGCAGGAAGUACA